Molecule: messenger RNA, 831 nt
Organism: Carica papaya (papaya)
Lineage: Eukaryota; Viridiplantae; Streptophyta; Magnoliopsida; Brassicales; Caricaceae
Product: copper transporter 5.1
Biological process (GO): copper ion transmembrane transport
Cellular component (GO): plasma membrane
Molecular function (GO): copper ion transmembrane transporter activity
Source: RefSeq, a predicted model, not a curated record
AAUUUUUUUAUUUGAAAAAACCAAAAACCAAAAAAAAGAAAGAAAGAACAUCAGGCUUAUUAAAAUCCCCACCCUCUCUGGGGAUUCUUUCUUCUUCCUCACUUUCCUCUCAGCAUCUCCUCUCCAUUUCCCAUUUUUUAAAAUCUCAGAUCUAAAAAUUACAACUACAAGAUGAUGCACAUGACCUUUUAUUGGGGCCGGAGGGUGACCCUCUUCUUCAGCUCCUGGCAAACCGAUUCAUGGCUCGGCUACGCGCUCACCUUACUCGCCUGCCUACUCGCCGCCGCUUUCUACCAGUUCCUGGAAGAUCGCCGGCUGAAAUUGAUUCGCUACGCGGUUGCCGCGAAGAAAGUAUCUCCGGGAGCGCCGGUUGAAGCGCCUCUCCUGCAUAAGACUGCCGUGGCCGGAGGAGAUAAAUGGUGGUCGCCGGUGAAGGUCUUCGGAGCCUUGCUUUUCGGGAUCAACGCAUCGCUGGGUUACAUGUUGAUGCUGGCUGUCAUGUCGUUUAAUGGAGGCGUGUUCUUGGCCAUCGUUUUUGGGCUGACGAUCGGAUACUUGGCGUUCCGGAGCCCCGAUGAUCAGGAAACGGUGGUGAUUGUUGAUAAUCCUUGCGCUUGUGCUUGAGGAAAAAGAAAAUGGAAAUUGAGACGGAGGCGAGGAUUCAUCUGUUUUGUUAUAUAUAUGUUAUGGUAUUUAUGUUUGUAUGUGCAAAUUAUCUAUUAUGUAGUUUUGUGUUUGGAAAGCUAAAGAAACAAUGUUGAAAUCUCAAUUUGUGAUGUAGUUGGGAACAGAUAUGUUUUGGGAAUUCAGGAGAUAAUUCCUUUCAGAGAA